GUUAAAAUUGAUCUGUGGAGAAACGCAAGCGGGGGGAAGCCUGUCACUCCACCGCUGCGCCACAGCACGGCCAGCUUACGUUAUGGCACGGCGCACCCAACCAGCCCAACACAACCCUCCAGACGAGCACAACCAAAUCAUCAAAUCGUCGCAGCAUCCGUCCCGAAGACCUUACUCUAACACUCGCUGAACAUGACUCUCGGGGACGUCAUCACGGGACUGGGCCGCGGGGCAACCCGUGGUGUCCUGUCCGCCAAGCAGGGAAACAAGAACUACUACAAGGGAACGGGGUCAGGGAGAAUGGGGCGGUGGACGGCGAGAGGACGGUUCAUUCUGGAACCAUGGCGAUUCAGGCAGUGGAUGAUACCAAAGGACCUCUCCGAAUUUCAGCUCCACCCAUACAUAGACCAAGAAACCCCCUCGUCCGUCAAACGAGGGCACUCUUUCCGCGACUACUUCAGACCCCACGCUCUCCCCGAAACAUAUGACAAAGUAGUCGUCGAGGAAAGCAGGAAAUUGGCCAAUUUGGCGUCCAAGAAUAUUGCGCGAGCCAUGUUGAGGAAGAAGUGAAAAGAUGCCGACUGCCGAGAGAAU
This is a messenger RNA of Fimicolochytrium jonesii, 594 nucleotides long. RefSeq lists its product as uncharacterized. The coding region runs from base 193 to 570 and encodes 125 amino acids. NCBI's taxonomy places the organism in Eukaryota, Fungi, Chytridiomycota, Chytridiomycetes, Spizellomycetales, Powellomycetaceae. The record is from RefSeq and is a predicted model, not a curated record. Gene Ontology annotation, cellular component: mitochondrial large ribosomal subunit. The transcript has 3 exons. Gene Ontology annotation, biological process: translation. Gene Ontology annotation, molecular function: structural constituent of ribosome.